Messenger RNA from Kockovaella imperatae, 2886 nucleotides. RefSeq lists its product as hypothetical. NCBI's taxonomy places the organism in Eukaryota, Fungi, Basidiomycota, Tremellomycetes, Tremellales, Cuniculitremaceae. The record is from RefSeq and is a predicted model, not a curated record. Bases 1 to 2886 code for a protein of 961 amino acids. The transcript has a single exon.
AUGUCAUCCGAUUCCUCACCCGUUCUUCUCCGUCCUAAACCAUCCGAUUUCCCUCGUCCGACGUCUCUGCACCUCCCGGCGAGCAUCGACGCCCAAGGGAUUGUCGCCACCUCCUCUUACAGUCCCUUUCCGACAUUUCCAGGUGCUCGUGAUCCUCAUGGUUUGGAUCAGUACCUCCUACAUCCUUCUGACCCGUCAUGGCUCUACACGGAUCCUUCGCCAGCCAGUUCAGAUCAUUCAGAUUCCGAAACCGAAUCGACCUCCAACAGUCUGGCCACCCCACCGUCCAUGUCUAAACGCCAUUCGUUCAGUAUGAAUCGGAAACCGUCACCGCUGUCACAACCCCCUGUCAGCGGCACGAAAGCGGCUCAGGCUGGACCUUCUAUGCAGCGGAAUCGAAGUGACCUGGGUGGAUCAUUGACGAUGAGUCAACGGGCUUCAUCAUCUUCAUCGUUGCAUAGACGACCCCCAGUUCAGCCUAUCCCUCUGCCCGACUUCACACCUGGCUCCGCAAGCAUGACAAUCGAACCAUCGUCCAGCAGUUCGAAUGGGAAAUCCUCGCUUCGAAAAGCUCUGACAUUCUCUCGGAAAUCAUUCCUUGGCAAAGAUCCAAUGACGGCUGCUCCUCCUCCUCCUCCGCCUCAGCCUGAAACCCCUCCGCCCAUUCCUCUGACACCUCGACUCGCCAGCCGAAGUGAUUCCAGCCAUAGUGCAGUGUCCUCUGCAUCCUCCACGUCAAGCGGCGAAGAAGUCAAGACACCAAAUGAGGCGGUCAUUGUCUCUUCGCAGAUCGAAGUUGCUGGUGGUAAGCUGGCACAAGCUCUCGCAGAAGCGGACUCUGGCGAUUCUUCAAGACGCAAAAAUUGGCGUGGCUGGCUAGGCGGGAAACGAGGUACGAAAUUGACCGCCUUGGCCAUGUCCAGUCAGACAAGUCUUGCCAGUCAAGAGUCUAGCCCACAUUCCACCACUACUCCUUCGCUACCUCGAGCCGGAUCCCCAGUGGUAGCUUCCAUCGUGGCUGCUGAACCCUUGUCUCGAUCAUCGUCCGAAAAAUCCUUCUCCAGCGUCAUUGCAAGUGAACAGCUUCGACGCCUAUCGCUCCAAAAGCUCUCUCAAUUCCGAUCCCCAUCACCUCACCCCUUGACCCUGACCCUCAAGAGACAAUACUGCAACUUCCCGAGCGAGAUAGCUACCUCGAUCCGAUCCGGUCAAAAAGUCUACCCGCUCUCCGUCAAUGUCGUCGACCCCGAUGCCCCAAUGAGCCCAGCUCAAGGUGGACUGGUGACUUCUCUUGCCAUCCGAUGCGUGUUGCAGAAGCUUGAACAAGGUCAAACCCCACCUCGUCUGACUCGUAAAACACCUUCAAAGCGGUCCAUUAUGCGUCGGCCUCGAGGCGUGUUGGACUUUAUCAAUCGCCCUCCGUUCGAGGAGCGGAAUCUGGUCUUCUACCCCAAUGGUACGGUUUCCCCCAUAUCGAUGGCUAGACCAGGAUACGGCGUAUGGGAUCUUGACUUUUCAUCAUAUAUCCUCGCCCUAUCGCAGGUCGACGAGUUGCCGGGAGAUGACGGUUGGCCGAUCAUCCCCAGACCCAGUAUCGGUACGGACAUCGAUGAGUUGGAAGGUGUCAUGGACAUUCCGGACAUCACCACGACGGCGCCGGAAGAGAGCAAGGAGAGUGCAGCGCUGGAUGAAGUCGAUGCGAACCUUCUUCCCGGGAUCACGUUCACCCUCUCGGCCAGCAGUAGCAGUAGUGCGCUGAGUGAGAGUGGUGCAUCGACCGACGUGGGGCCCAACGACAUUGUCGACCUCCCUCAGUCCUCUUUCAAGCGGGCAAGUAGGAUUCUGACGUGGGACGAGAGCUCUGAGGACUCAUCCGAUGAAGAGAGCGACGAUGAGGAUGAAGAUAGUCCUGUCGUGAAGCCUCUUCAACAUCGCCGGAGCUUCCCGAGUAUGCCUACGCCAUCAUCGCAGGACCUGGCACCUCCUUCCUCACCUCGACUUCGCGCCUCUUCCCAAGCUGGUCAAGAAGCCGAUCGUCAAGCGUUCAGAAGGUCUGUCCGAGAGAGCGUCCUUGUCUCGAGAGAAUCACGCUCGAGUGUCGCUCGGGAUGGGCGAAAGGUUGCACGGUUCGACGACAGACCUGAUCCCACGGUCAUGGACCAAGUGGCCAGAGCGAGAGAGAGGCGUAAUGCGAACAACGCUGGAGAAGGUGAACGACGAGCUGAAUCUGAGCGGCGACGUGAGCAGGAAACUUCCCGACAACAAUCCAGGGGCGAAACGAAGAGUCUUCCGACAUCUGCGGGUCCGCCCGUAGGGACAUACAGCUCACAUCUGCCAGCGAAUGGACCCGCUCGCCUACCCAGCGUUCAGGUCUAUGCGGCAUCGCCUCGCCCAUCCAAUGCCGACUCUCGCGCCGCAGCGCGCUCACAGAGCUUCUACGGAUCCUUCCCUCGUCAACAACAGCGGACAUCUGACUCGGCCCGCAAGACCUCCUUACCGGUCAGUCCGCACAUGCAACCUGGUACCAAGAAAUACCCCUCUUUCUACGAACUGGCCGGUCAGACGUCUCACCACCACCAAGCCCGUCAGCCAUCGCCUCAUCAGACUCAUGUGGGCCAUCCGGGGAUGGGUUACGCAUCUCAUCGUCAUGCUCCGCACCACUCUCAUGUCUCACAACACGGUGGCAUGUACCCUCAACCAUCGCCUCAAGCCCUGUGGGGAGGUCAACCUGGCUACGUUGGGGAACUGGGUCAAGCGUAUCGACCAUUCAACAGUCUACCCAGCGUUGGGUCGAUGAACCAUCUGGGUGCUCCGAGAGGCACCGUGCCUUCGCUUGCUGUACCUCACGGAGUCGCUUCUCCUCGACGUAAAGCGAGGAUGGCGUAG